AUGCCAUUCAACGGAGUAUUAUUAGUGUCAGUGGCGAAAACAUCAGCAGAAGUUUGGCAAUUCUUAUCAUGUCUGCCAGACCCAAUUGAGAGCGAGCAGCUAUUGGAUCUGGUCAUCUGCUUCCCUCUUCAACAAUUGGGUCGCUUAGCUCUUUGUGUUUGGACUUUCCUUUGUGUCCCACCUGACCCUUAUUACUAUCGCCGUUACUCUUACAAUUCUUCUGCGUCUUCUUCAUCUUCAUCAUUUUAUGACGAGGAGGAUCUUGUUGGUGCUUCCCCUCCUGUUGCAGCUCCUCAAUAUUACUAUGAUUCUUCUUCUUCUUCACAUUCGGAUUGA
Molecule: messenger RNA, 336 nt
Organism: Nicotiana tabacum (common tobacco)
Lineage: Eukaryota; Viridiplantae; Streptophyta; Magnoliopsida; Solanales; Solanaceae
Source: RefSeq, a predicted model, not a curated record